Molecule: messenger RNA, 1407 nt
Organism: Raphanus sativus (radish)
Lineage: Eukaryota; Viridiplantae; Streptophyta; Magnoliopsida; Brassicales; Brassicaceae
Product: pentatricopeptide repeat-containing protein At4g21190
Exons: 6
Coding region: 242-1174 (310 amino acids)
Molecular function (GO): protein binding
Source: RefSeq, a predicted model, not a curated record
UGGAUGAGGAUUUCCGACAGACAUAGAGAGGGAGGGAACUUGGAGGGACAGAGAUAGAGAAGCGCAAAUAUCAUCAGACAGACAUCGAAGAAGAAAAGAAUCAUCUUCAACUCUUUGCCUAACUGUGACGAAUCCAAAGGAACAAGCUUUAAAAUUCUGUCUUCUUCUUCUUCUUCUUCUUCUUCUUCUUCUUCUUCUUCUUCUUCUUCUUCUUCUUCUUCUCCUUCUCCUCAGUGUGAGGAUGCUUAGCUUGAGGUAUUCAUUACCGUAUCUUCCUCAAACAAAGGAAUCAACUAAACUCUUCUCCAAGAGGCCUAACAAUGUUGUGGUUUGUGCGGCUAGAGGUCCAAGACCUCGAUCUCCUCGAGUAUGGAAAACAAGGAAGAGAAUUGGAAGUAUCUCCAAGUCUGCCAAGAUGAUUGCUUGUAUAAAAGAAUUGUCGAACGUUAAAGAAGAAGUAUACGGAGCGCUUGACUCCUUCAUUGCCUGGGAGUUAGAGUUCCCUCUUGUCAUAGUCAAGAAGGCUUUAGCUAUUCUUGAAGACGAAAGAGAAUGGAAGAAGAUUAUUCAGGUGACAAAAUGGAUGCUGAGUAAAGGCCAAGGAAGAACAAUGGGAACUUACUUCUCAUUACUAAACGCUCUAGCUGAAGAUAACCGGCUUGACGAAGCUGAGGAACUGUGGAACAAAUUGUUCAUGGAGCAUUUAGAAGGAACUCCAAGAAAGUUCUUCAACAAAAUGAUCUCUAUCUAUUACAAGAGAGACAUGCACCACAAACUCUUUGAGGUGUUUGCUGACAUGGAGGAGCUUGGAGUGAAACCUAACAUUGCGAUUGUGGAUAUGGUUGGGAAAGUGUUUUUGAAGCUUGGGAUGAAUGAUAAGUACGAGAAGCUGAUGAAGAAGUAUCCUCCACCGCAGUGGGAGUUCAGAUAUAUCAAAGGAAGACGUGUUAAGGUCAAGGCAAAGCAGCUGAAUGAGCUAAGCGAAGGUGAAGGAGGCUUAAGCAGCGACGAAGACAAGAUUGAGAGUAAAUCUGAUAUGUUGUCAGUUGAGGAAGCAAACCAAGAUGGUGAUGAUUACAGUGAAGAGGAAGAAGAAGAAGAAGGUUUGGGCGCGAAUCAAAGACAGAUUGGAACAUCUAGAGAACCAUGUCUUGAUCAUUUGGAUUCUUCUUGACUUAUAAGUGUUCACUUAUUGAGCCUUUAAGAUUUUGUAUAUACUAUUGGAUGAUCAUGCAUGGAAAAGUGAUUUGAGAGCUUAGGAAAAGUCAAAUAAGACACCAAGUAAUAUCAAAACGAUAAAGAAACUCAGCAAAGGAUCUUUCUGACUCUGAGUAUCAUCACUGUGUAAAGAGCUUUGAAGCAAAAACUAAUGUGUUUCAGAUCAAAGUUAAAACUCCCUUUUGUUUA